Phanerochaete carnosa HHB-10118-sp is the source of this 2001-nucleotide messenger RNA. RefSeq lists its product as uncharacterized. The coding region runs from base 66 to 1256 and encodes 396 amino acids. The record is from RefSeq and is a predicted model, not a curated record. The transcript has a single exon. Lineage: Eukaryota; Fungi; Basidiomycota; Agaricomycetes; Polyporales; Phanerochaetaceae.
CCGCAUCUUCGAUCCCACCCUCUGUCCUCCUACGACCAGCGUGCACUCGUGCGUGCCACGCAAGCAUGGAGCGGUUCUCGUGGACAGAUAAUCUGCGCGCAGCGUUUGCGCCGUGUCUCACAUGCCUCCAACCGCGGCGGGACGAGGACGAGGACGAGGAGCAGCAGCACAACCACCACUUCAGCUCACGCGGGCCAGACUACGUCCCCCGCGCCCGCGCUGACGAGCUCGAGGGCCUACUGCAAGACACGGAUGAUGUCGAAACACUCUCAUUGCACUCAAAUGUCGGCCGCGACGACACGCGCAGGCGCAAGCGACGCAAGCCGCACAAGAGCAUUAGACUCUUCGGCUUCGACCUAUUUGGAAAGCCCCCGAUCCAGCUGUCUGAAGAUGAGGACGAUGACACGUAUCGCAGAUCGCGCUCACGCACGAUCUCUGCGUCGACGCUGGACUCAGAUGCUGCGCCGCUGGACCCAUCGGCCAUAGCUCAGCUAUCCGCGACACGUGCCGCAGAAGGAGCUGCUCAGCGGGAAACGGGGAGGCUGGCAAAAGAAGAGAGGAGGAGGCGGAGGCGAGAGAAAAAGGCUGCCAGGGAGGCUGCGCUUGCCCUCGCACUGGACAGAAACCAGAACGAAUUCGAAGGGUUUCCUGUAAGUGUGCUUUACCCGCUCUGCAAGCUCUUGUCUUACGUGUUGUUUCAGGGGAGUGGACCGUCGUAUGUUGCGUCCCCCAAUACGGAUGCGUUCUCAUCGUCCGACUAUUCCGAUGAAUAUGGGCCAUUCGAACAUGCCCCAGCGGUAUCGCCCUAUGUGCACGAAGAAGCGGACGUAGAUGGCGCUGAUUUCGGCGCUGAUGUCUAUGCCAAGCGUCAGCGAGGAGGGAGUGCCAUGAGCCGCUCUGUCUCGGACUCGCAAUCGCGCACCUCUGGUACGGACUCGAUGCAGCACGAUCAUUCCUAUGUCAGCCAACAACAACAGCAGCCGCAGCUUGGAAGGAAGAAGUCAUCGAAGCGGUCCAACAACUCGACCACCUCGCAGUCCCUGUCGAUUUCCUCUCCCCCUGCACAAGUUGUGUCCUUCCCGGUGGUUGCGGCUCACGACAUGGCUCCACUCACAGAAGAGGCAGCUGCGGCAGAUGCGGGGGCCGUAAUUACCAUUGAUACCCCGAACGGCUUCCCGAGCGUCGGCUUCUCUGGCGGGCUCAGGCGCAAGAACAGCGAGGCUGGCGUCUUCCUGGCGCGUCGCGGAGACGAGUAGAUGCUUUUCAGAUCUCUUUACUAUGUCUCUUACUAUGAUAUUUCUGGACUUUGGCUAUCAUUAUGACAAUAAGUGAUUAUGAUACGUGCAACGGUGCAAAACGGGUAGCAUGCAGUGGUAAAUCCAACCGGAAAGAUCGAUUAACAAGAAGUAUUUCGUGAUUCCUCGCUGGAACUCGUGGGCACCGGGAUAGGCACAACAGACGCGACGGCGCCGCUCGGGGCAGCCGAUGUGCUAUGAUCAUUACUCGCGGCAGUCGCAGCGUGUACAUUCCAGCUUGCAUGCGUCGACCAGAAAGAAUCAUACGUCAGCGCCUGGCUCGUCCCCCCGAACGCGCCUGCACCCGCAGACGGCGAUGCGGGCAUGUUGAUCGGGAACGGUGAGCUCGAGACAUAUGCCUUCGCGAGGUAGUUGUGUGGAGAGUAUGCGGUGCUCCCACCGUUGCUGGCGCUGUACAUGCCGUAUUCAGGUGCGGCUUGUGUGUAGCCUUGCAUGACGCGUGCGGGGUAGUGUGCGUAUGGGUUCGGUGUGUACGGUGGGGCGUCGGAGGGCGUGUUGUAUGUGCUUGGGUAGUAUGACUGCGCAGCCUUCGAUGGGUUCAGCGCGGCUAUGGGCAGCGCGGCGUCAGCGUCAGUUGUAGCUGAAGUAAUUUCUUGGGUGGACCGACUUGCUGAUUUGCUCGGACUGUCGGGACAUGUCCGUAAGUCUCCGGCAGGCGGGGUAUCUGCAAAGGGCGGUAGACGUG